CUACAACAAUCCACAGGACAUGCGACGUUUUGACCAAGAUAAGCGCCGCUCAGGUUCUUUCAGAGGGCGGCCUCACUGCACCUAUUGUGGAGAGAUGGGUCAUUUUAUUGAGAGAUGUUAUCAACUGAACGGAUAUCCUCCGGGUCACCCAAAAGCAAGAUCGGGCUCUAACUCUAAAUCGAACCGUUUCAAGAAUGCUCCUGCAGCCAAUCAAGUUUCUGAGGGUUCAAGCCGAGAUGAAGGAAAGUCGGUAGUGACAACUGAAAUUUCUGAGGCUCAAAUACAGCAGCUUUUGUCUCUUCUCAAGGACAAAGACGGAAAUACAAUUUCUCAAGCAAAUGCGGCAGUAACCAAACCAGGAUCUGGAUACGAGGAAGAUGAUUGGUUUGGGUAAGCAGCGUGAUGGGCUAUACUACUUAGUGGCAUUAGCGACGAAGAAAACCAC
Messenger RNA from Rosa chinensis, 445 nucleotides. RefSeq lists its product as uncharacterized. The transcript has 2 exons. Lineage: Eukaryota; Viridiplantae; Streptophyta; Magnoliopsida; Rosales; Rosaceae. Gene Ontology annotation, molecular function: nucleic acid binding; zinc ion binding. Bases 20 to 394 code for a protein of 124 amino acids. The record is from RefSeq and is a predicted model, not a curated record.